Photinus pyralis (common eastern firefly) is the source of this 2500-nucleotide messenger RNA. RefSeq lists its product as uncharacterized. Gene Ontology annotation, molecular function: DNA binding. Gene Ontology annotation, cellular component: nucleus. The coding region runs from base 219 to 1232 and encodes 337 amino acids. The record is from RefSeq and is a predicted model, not a curated record. The transcript is spliced from 2 exons. Lineage: Eukaryota; Metazoa; Arthropoda; Insecta; Coleoptera; Lampyridae.
GCACAUGUGGACAGGGGGUGCAUGUGGGCAGUUUGAAUUCAGCGCUUUAUAAGGCAUGAAUAAAUUCGAAAAAAUUCUCAUAGAUGUCUCUGAUUAUACCUAAUGUGUGAAUAAAGUUUGAACAUUUAACAGCUGAUAGUGUUUGUGUUAUGGUUGAAAGCACGUUUGAAUGGUGACAAAGUAAACUUAUUAGAGGAAUAUAAUCGGUGAUCAUCAAUAUGGUAAGGACUUAUAAGCGCAAAACAUCGAGAGAUGAUAUUGAUGAAACUAUUGUCGCAAGAGCCCUUACAGAAAUUAGUAAUGGCAGAAUGUCAUUGCGUACAGCAGCAUCGGAAUUUGGCUUAAAGAAAUCAAUGUUGCACAAACGUUUCAAAAAGCAACGGAACACAACGGAAGAUUCCGGUGCAGAAUCUGAUACUGUAGACCAAGGCAAGUCAAAAUAUGCUAGCAAUCAAGUAUUUUCAGCAGAAGAAGAAAAUAUGUUGAAUAGUUAUCUUCUUAAAAGUUCAUCAAUUCACUAUGGUUUGACUUUGCGUCAAACAAGAACACUAGCUUACGAGUAUGCCCUUAAACUAAAUAAAAAAUUUCCCAAUAAAUGGAAUGUAGAAAAACAGGCGGGGAUUGACUGGAUGAAAUCAUUCUUAAAGAGACACAAAAACAUUUCUUUAAGAAAACCUGAAAACACUAGCCUCGCUCGUGCAACUUCCUUCAAUCCAGCAAACGUUAAUGCAUUUUUUUGUAAUUAUAAGAGCGUAUUAGAAAAAUUCAAAUUUGAACCAAACCGUAUACUAAAUUUGGAUGAAACUGGCAUAACUACUGUCCUACCCUCUCCAAAGGUUCUCACUGAGAAAGGCAAGAAACAAGUAGGUCAGAUAGUAUCUUCUGAACGUGGCCAGCUUGUUACCUUUGUAGGAAUUAUAACAGCAACAGGAAAUGCACUACCUCCAAUUUAUGUAUUUCCCAGGGUCCAUGCAAAAGACCACUUUGUGAAUGGCGGACCUAUUGGAGCUGUUGGUUUGGCUCAUAAAAGCGGCUGGAUGACUGCAGAGUUAUUUAUGAAUGUACUGAAGCAUAUUGUGCACCAUCUAUCACCGUCGAAGGAAAACCCCAUUUUAUUACUCAUCGAUAACCACAAAUCACAUAUAUCUCUGCCAGCUUUGUGUUUUUGUAAAGAGAAUGGUAUUGUUGUCCCGCGUUCCCACCGCAUUGCUCCCACAGGCUUCAACCACUAGAUGUUGGAGUCUAUGGGCCUUUUAAGGCAAUUUUAAAAUCCACCUUCAAUAACCACAUGGCUACACAUCCCGGGAAGCAAAUUACAAUAUAUGACAUUCCACAAUUGUCUAAGCAACCAUUCUUGCUAAGCUUCAUCCCAAAGAACAUUACAAAAGCUUUUGAAGCUACUGGUUUGUGGCCACUAAAUGAACUUGUGUUCACCGAGGCAGACUUUCAGAGUUCAUAUGUUUCUGAUAGGCCAGUAACUGAUUCAGUUGUAAAUAGUAAUUUAAGCAACACAGGCACUACAGGUCAAAAUGCCACUAGGCCAGAAAAUAAAUCUGUUCUUGAUGAACGUGAUACUACACCUCCAGGACCCUCUGGAAUUGUGACCCCUGAAGUCCUCAGACCAUACCCGAAAGCUGCGCCAAGACGAAAUGUCCAAAGAAGGACAGGCAAAUCAUGUAUAUAUACAAGUACGCCAGAAAUGGAUGCUAUUAAGAACAAAGAACAAGAAAGACAAAUUCCAAAGGAAAAGAAACGAAAUGUGAAACGGGUUAUUUUUGAAAGUUCGCCAGAUAAAGAGCACAUGGAUGCAGAGGAUUCUUCAGAAGAAGGUGGCUCUUUUUCUGAUGAGGGAUUUGACGGAAACGAUUUUGCGGAAGAACAUUCGAUUUUGGACAGCGAUGUGAUUUCUACGGAUGACUUUGUGCUUGUUAAAUUUGCCACAAAGAAGACUUUUAUAUAUUAUGUUGCCCUUGUACAAAAAUUGUUUGAAGGUGGUGUGGAGUGUGAAGUUAAAUAUCUACGACGCAAAUUACCUGGAUGGAGUUUUCACUUUCCUGUCAUUAGUGACAUAGCUACUGUUAUAAGAGACGAUAUUGUGCUCAAGUUACCUAAGCCAGUGAAUCAUAAAGGGACAGCAAGAACCUCUGACUACUUUAAAUUCGGUGUAGACCUCACGAAGUAUAAUGUAAAUUAACUCUAAAUUUAGAUAUUCUGCAGAAAAUUUCGACAUAACUUACUUAGAUUUUCAUUUUGUAACAAGUGUCCACAUGGACCCCUUCCACUGUCCAAAUGCACCCUCUAAUGGGGUACAAGUGGACAAACACAUUUUUUUUUCUUUAAAGGCAUUAUGCACAUUUUGUUUAUAUUUUAAGCAUUCAUGUACUUAGUAUGCAUUUCACAAUAUCCGCCCGAUGUUACUACUGUAAAGAAAAUGUAAAAUUGAUGGAAAAUUAAAAAAAUAUUGAAUUUUGAAAAAAGCUGUCCACAUGCACCCCCCUCU